Molecule: messenger RNA, 11884 nt
Organism: Sarcophilus harrisii (Tasmanian devil)
Lineage: Eukaryota; Metazoa; Chordata; Mammalia; Dasyuromorphia; Dasyuridae
Gene: ZNF462
Product: zinc finger protein 462
Exons: 13
Coding region: 1769-9292 (2507 amino acids)
Biological process (GO): regulation of gene expression
Cellular component (GO): nucleus
Source: RefSeq, a predicted model, not a curated record
ACUCACACUCAUGCUAACAUCACAUUUCAGUUUCUUUGAUAGCUUAGUCCAUGCUGGUGAUUUCUGUUUUCUUCUCUAUGACAGCAUCUGUAGAAGAAAUGUGUCUGAACAAAGGCAAAAUGUCUCUCAGCAUAGGCUGCAUCCUGAUUUCCGUUCUUGGUGGUGAAAACAUCAGAUUGAAGGCCAUUCAGCUGUACCUGAUGUUUGUUCCUCUCGGCUGCUUCAAGAUUAACCUCUUCUGUGACUUAGGGCUGCUUUUGAGGAAGACACAGCAGCAGCCUUAGAGCUAGAACCCAUUAGGAAGGCCCUCUCAUCUUUUCCCCAUCUUGCUUCCUUUUCUCUUCUCCUAACCCUUUCAUCUCCCUUGUAGCAGAACAAGUAGACUUAUUGGUUGGGGUUUGCAUCUAGACUUUAGUCUUCUCAGUAAUAACUUCAGAAGACAUCAGGACGUUGAAGAGUUUGGCAUUUAUAUAGACACACACGCACACACACACAUUAUGAAACAACCAUUGCUGGAGGGGCCCUGGCUUCCUAUGGAAGAACCUUCGUCUUUGUUGUUGUUGUACAAACCCGUCUCAUACUUUCCAAAGGACACACAGCAGAAAGCCUUUUGUUGCCUUAUUUCUAAAGGCCUGAAGUUUUUAAGGGAAGAGAUUUUGUUUUCCUCCUGGCUACACAAUGGAGCUUUCAGAGAACCCCUUUUAAAAGGAAUAGCUACAGUCUUUGUGUUGAAGGGUGUGUCUGUUGGCAGGGUCUGCUGAUGCAGACAGACUGGCUGGUGAUUAACAAAGGUCAUUAGACUUUGGAAUCUGGCAAGCAGAGUCAGAUGGUAUGUCUUCUGUGUGUAGAAGGACGGCUCCCAAGAGGCUGAGGCUUUCUGGAGGUCCCCCCCCCUCGCCAGCUCUCCCCCACCACCACCCCCCCCCUGCUUUAAGAACUAUUGGACAGUCUGGACCAGGAUCUUCCUCCUUUUCUAAACCACCCGGGUGGCUAGGACUAAGGAGCGAUCAGUUCAUUAAUUCCAUGGGACAGAUGAAUUGAUCAGUUAUGGGGCUUAAAAAGGACCUUCCGAGAUCUUUGUGAAUGCUAUUUGAAGGAAGAGAAGAGAAAGGUGUUCCUAUGGAUAGCCAUGGAAACAGUUAAUUCUUUGUUGGGAAGAGUGGAGUACCCGUUCCGGCCACACACUGCUCUCCUGGUGCUGAUUUCUUAUAUCAACCUAGCAGAGUCUUGUCUGCUGGAGAUGGAGCUGAGAUGCUGAGAUAAGUGAGGCCAUGUUGUGCACGGACGAGAAGCUAGGAGCCUCAGAGUGCAGGAGUUGUCUGAGCUAAAAUGGCUGCUCCUGAGUGAAGCUCAGAAGACUGGGACAGCUUAGUGAGUCUUAAAGCUUCAGUGACGCAGGAGCUCCUAUCUCUUGAAAGUGUGAUAAACACAUUCUGCAGAGCUGUGGCUUGUUUGGCUGAGAUGAAAGGACUCAGCUUGGGGGAUGGGGAGUGAAAACUGGAUGAUCUGCUUUUCUGUAAAGUGCUCUAAAUGCAGGAGUCGCCUGCACCAUGGAAAAAUUUGUUUUCAGGUCUAAUGGACUGUGCGAAAGGAGACAUGGGGUGGGGCUUCGGUCCCUGCUGUAAUUUGAUCCAGAGCAGAUAGCAACCUCUUCCACACAAUUUGGGCUGGUUGCUUAGACAUAAAAGCUUGAGGAUCUCGGUUGUGGCAAAUCUAGGAGCUGAAAAGGACCUAGGAAUUUCCUAAUGUAAAGGAAUAAACCGAAAUCAUGGAGGUACUACAGUGUGAUGGCUGUGAUUUCCGAGCCCCAUCCUAUGAAGACCUCAAAGCUCAUAUUCAGGAUGUCCAUACUGCAUUUUUGCAACCGACAGAUGUUGCUGAGGACAAUAUUGAGCCACGCUCUGGAUCUGUGAAUGCCAGUAAUCAGACAGAGGUGGAAUUUUCUACUGUAAAGGAUGAAUUCACAAUUGCAGAUGAUAUAUCAGGUCAAAAUGCAGCUGUAAUGGGGACUGGAAGUUAUUAUGGUCACAGCCCAGGAUAUUAUGGCCAGCACAUCUCCCCUCAUCCCAAGCCAACAAACAAAUUUUUUCAGUGCAAGUUCUGCGUUCGUUACUUCAGGUCAAAAAACCUCCUCAUAGAGCACACUAGGAAAGUCCACGGUGCACAAGCUGGUGGAAAUUCCCUUGGGCCCUCUGCCACCGGAUCCUUAAAUUAUAACAUCAUGAUGCAUGAAGGAUUUGGAAAAGUUUUCUCUUGCCAGUUUUGUACCUACAAGUCACCAAGGAGGGCAAGAAUCAUCAAGCAUCAGAAGAUGUAUCACAAAAAUAACCUGAAAGAGACCUCUGCUUCCCCAAGCACACCCCCUUCGCUGACUGACCCUGUGGGUGCAUCGGUCCCAAUACAAGACCCCUGCAAAGAACUUCCAGCCGAGGUGGUAGAGCGCAGCAUCUUGGAGUCCAUGGUUAAACCCUUAACCAAGUCAAGGGGCAAUUUUUGCUGUGAAUGGUGUAGCUAUCAGACCCCCCGCCGAGAGCGCUGGUGUGACCAUAUGAUGAAGAAGCAUCGGAGCAUGGUCAAAAUACUCUCCACUCUGAGGCAGCAACAAGAAGGAACCAAUCUCCCUGAUGUUCAGAAGAGUUCCCCGAGUCCUGUCCCGAAUUCCAGCUAUGUGUCCAUGAAUGCCACAAGCCGCGAGAUGCCCAAUGCCAACGUUUCUAGUUUCAGAGGCUCCAUGGGCAACUCUCUCAUUCGAUCCAGUUCUUCUCCAGCUUCUAAAUAUUCUCCUGUGUCUUAUCCUCCGAUAAAGCCUAAAUCACCUCACAAUUCUGGCCUAGUUAACUUGCCUGAGAGAUCCCGUUACGGAAUGGCUGACAUGACAAAUUCUUCCACUGACCUAGAAACUAACAGCAUGUUAAAUGAUUCUAGUUCUGAUGAAGAAUUAAAUGAAAUAGACAGUGAGAAUGGCUUGAAUUCCUUGGAUCACCAGACCUCAGGAAUGUCUGCCGAACAACUGAUGGGAUCCGAUGGGAACAAAUUGUUGGAGACAAAGGGGAUACCUUUUAGAAGAUACAUGAAUAGGUUCCAGUGCCCUUUUUGUCCUUUCCUCACCAUGCAUCGACGCAGCAUCUCCCGCCAUAUUGAAAACAUCCACUUGUCUGGAAAGACAGCCAUCUACAAAUGUGAUGAAUGUCCGUUUACUUGCAAGAGCUCAUUAAAACUUGGAGCUCACAAACAAUGCCACACAGGUACGACAUCCGAUUGGGAUGCUGUGAAUUCCCAAGCUGAAAGUCUUUCUGCCUCACUCAAUGAAGGCCCCAUGUCUUAUGAAACCGCAAACAUGAACGGUAGGAAGACGGGAGUCAUGCUAGAGACUCUGCAGCAGCAGCAGCAGCAACAGCAGCAGCAGCAGCAGCAGCAACAGCAUCAGCAGUCACAGUCGCAGCAGCCGCAGCAGUCGCAGCCGCAGCAGCAGCCCCCGCUGCCGCAGCCGCAGCAACCGCAGCUGCCGCAGCCGCCCCCGCCCCCGCCGCCGCCCCCGCCGCCCCCGCCGCCAACGCAGUCCCAACCGCAGCAUCCUUACAAAUGUACCAUGUGUAAUUACUCCACGACCACACUGAAGGGGCUCCGGGUCCAUCAGCAGCAUAAACAUUCGUUCUGCGACAACUUGCCAAAAUACGAGGGGCAACCCUCAAACUUACCGUUGGAAAGUGAGACAGAUGGGCACACCUCUUCCAGCAACACUGUGAAGAAAAGUCAGACCUCAAUCCUCGGCUUAUCCUCCAAAAAUAACUUUGUCGCUAAGGUUCCUAGGAAGAUUUCCAAUGAUUUCCCUCUCGAUCUAUCACCGGUGAAGAAGAGAACGAGAAUCGACGAGAUAGCAAGCAACCUGCAGAGCAAAAUCAACCAGACCAAACAGCAAGAAGAUGCAGUGAUCAAUGUGGAAGACGAUGAAGAGGAAGAGGAAGAGAACGAAGUGGAAAUUGAAGUAGAAUUAGACAGAGAAGAGGAGCCGACCGAGUCGCUGAUGGACGUUCCCAGUGCUUUCGCGGCUCAGCAGAUUUGGGCGAGGGAGAGUAGCGAUCCUCAGAAAGAGUCUAACUUCAGAAACGUGCCACAUGAUUAUAAUGCCACGAACGGGGCGGAGAUUGAGCUGACUCUCUCGGAAGACGAAGAGGACUAUUACUGCUCCUCGGUGAACAUGAAAGAUCACCAAGCUUCCAAUACUGCUCUUCUCAACAACCAGCCCAGCAUAUAUGGUGCUGAUCACAACAAUGAGAGCGCAGAAUUCAAUGACUCUGGGAGGCUUUACUAUUGCAAACACUGUGACUUCAGUAACAAAUCUGCCAGAAGCGUCAGCACCCACUACCAACGGAUGCACCCAUACAUUAAAUUCAGCUUUAGGUACAUUUUGGAUCCCAACGAUCAUAGUGCAGUGUACAGAUGCCUUGAGUGCUACAUCGACUACACCAAUUUUGAAGAUCUGCAGCAACAUUAUGGUGAACAUCAUCCUGAAGCAAUGAAUGUACUCAACUUCGAUCAUUCGGAUUUGAUCUAUCGCUGUCGUUUUUGUUCGUACACAAGCCCGAAUGUUAGAAGCCUGAUGCCGCAUUACCAAAGAAUGCAUCCAACUGUUAAAAUUAACAACGCCAUGAUAUUCUCGAGCUAUGUGGUGGAACAGCAAGAGGGACUGAAUGCUGAGUCUCAGACCCUGAGGGAGAUUCUGAAUUCUGCUCCCAAAAAUAUGGCCACUUCUACCCCUGUGGCUCGUGGGGGUGGCGUGCCGAGUGCAUUUAGUAAGAACGCCCCUUCAAAGACUUUCACUACAGAAUGUGAAAAUCAGAAAGACCCUGCGGUCAACACCGUUGUCGUUUAUGACUGCGAUGUGUGUUCGUUUGCGAGCCCAAACAUGCAUUCGGUAUUGGUUCAUUAUCAGAAGAAACACCCUGAAGAGAAGGCUUCCUACUUUAGAAUCCAGAAAACCAUGCGCGUGGUGUCUGUGGACAGGGGCUCUGCCCUUUCUCAGCUAUCCUUUGAGGUGGGUGCUCCAAUAUCUCCCAAAAUGCCCAACAUGGCUUCCCCGCCCCCCCCACAACCCCCACCACCAGACCUCAGCACUGAGCUUUACUACUGCAAACACUGCUCCUACAGCAAUCGGUCAGUUGUGGGGGUGCUUGUCCAUUACCAGAAAAGACAUCCAGAAAUUAAGGUUACUGCCAAAUAUAUCAGACAGGCCCCUCCUACAGCAGCAAUGAUGAGAGGGGCCGAGGUGCCCCAUGGUGCUCCAAGGCCACCUGUCCCCAUGCAGAGAUUGAACCGAGGCAGCUCAGAGAGAGAUGUCCCUCCUGUGGAGAAUGAGAUGUUUUUUUGCCAGCACUGUGACUAUGGGAACCGGACGGUCAAGGGAGUGCUCAUUCACUACCAGAAGAAGCACCGGGAUUUCAAGGCCAACGCGGAUGUCAUCCGACAGCACACGGCCACCAUCCGGAGCCUCUGUGACCGUGGUCAGAAGAAGUCGGGCGGCUGUAUGCUGGUCCCUUCCUCCACCACGGAUCGGGAGAAAGCCAAACUCCGAGCUCUCAAGUGCAGGCAGUGUUCUUACACCUCUCCUUACUUCUAUGCACUGAGGAAGCAUAUCAAGAAAGACCACCCCAGCCUGAAGGCCACAGUCACUUCCAUUUUGAGAUGGGCAUUUUUAGACGGCUUGAUAGAAGCUGGCUAUCACUGUGAAUGGUGUAUUUAUUCGCACACAGAGCCCAGCGGUUUGCUUCUGCAUUACCAGAGGAGGCACCCUGAGCAUUAUGUUGACUAUACGUACAUGGCCACGAAGCUCUGGGCAGGGCCGGAUCCAUCCCCUCCUUCCCUGACGAUGGCCGCCGAAGCCAAAACGUACAAAUGCAGGGACUGUAUUUUUGAAGCCUCUUCCAUUUGGGACAUCACCAAUCACUACCAGGCUUUCCACCCUUGGGCCAUGAAUGGCGAUGAGUCCGUCUUGCUGGACAUUAUCAAGGAGAAAGAUGCCGCCGAGAAAAUCCUCACCCCUGAAGAGAUAGCCAGCCAGGUCAACUGUGAGAAUAAGAUGAUCUCCCCCCUCCCGGAGCAAGACACCGAGUGCGCAGAAGACGCGAGGCUUUCCCCAGAAAAGAGCAUCCAGUUGACCUCCGCCAACCCUGCCAUAUCAUCCACCCCCUAUCAGUGCACGGUGUGUCAGUCUGAGUACAAUAACUUACACGGUCUUCUCACCCAUUAUGGGAAGAAGCACCCAGGGAUGAAGGUGAAAGCUGCAGAUUUUGCCCAGGACAUCGACAUCAACCCUGGUGCUGUUUACAAGUGUAGGCACUGUCCGUACAUUAACACCCGCAUCCACGGAGUCCUCACCCACUACCAGAAGAGACAUCCAUCCAUCAAGGUGACCGCAGAAGAUUUCGUGCAUGACGUGGAACAGUCUGCGGACAUGACUCAGGCCGAAGUGGAGGAGACAAGCAGGAUUUUCAAGCAGGGUUACGGUGCUUACAGGUGCAAGCUCUGCCCUUACACUCAUGGUACCCUGGAGAAGCUCAAGAUUCACUAUGAGAAGUACCACAACCAGCCAGAGUUUGAUGUCUUCGCCCAGUCGCCCCCCAAGGUGGCCGUCACCCUGGAGCCUGAGAUGCCCGCGGCCGACAUCAGUCCCUCCCAGAUCCCUGCUGCCGACGAAGAAGUGGCAGAAGUGUCCAUGGCCACUUCCCAUUUCUCUGCUUCCCACCUGGUCUCCCACACUGUGUUCCGGUGCCAGCUUUGCAAAUAUUUCUGUUCCACGAGGAAGGGGAUUGCCCGACACUACCGGAUCAAGCACAACAACGUCCGGGCCCAGCCAGAGGGGAAAAACAACCUGUUCAAAUGUGCCCUGUGCUCCUACACCAACCCCAUCCGGAAGGGCCUGGCUGCCCACUACCAGAAGCGGCACGACAUCGAUGCCUACUACACCCACUGCCUGGCGGCCUCCAGGACGGUCAGCGACAAGCCCAAUAAGGUGAUCAUCCCCUCCCCUCCCAAGGAUGACUCCCCUCAGCUGAGUGAAGAGCUGAGAAGGGCAGUGGAGAAGAAAAAGUGCUCCCUCUGUUCCUUCCAGUCCUUCAGCAAGAAGGGCAUCGUGUCCCACUACAUGAAGCGUCACCCUGGGGUGUUCCCAAAGAAGCAGCACGCCAGCAAGCUGGGGGGUUACUUCACCGCGGUCUAUGCGGACGAGAACGAGAAGCCGGCCCUGCUGGAGGAGGAGCAGUCCGAGUUCGAGAGGCCUGAGCUGGAGACCCCCGGAGAGACGCAGGAGAUGGAGUGGCUGCCCUUUCGCUGCAUCAAGUGCUUCAAGCUGUCCUUCAGCACCCCCGAGCUGCUGUGCAUGCACUACACCGAGCACCACAGCAAGGACCUCAAGAGAGACUUCGUCAUCUUGGGGAACGGCACCCGCUCUCUGGGUUCUGCCUUUCAGUGUAAACACUGUGAUAGUAGGCUGCAAAGUAUGGCAGAACUGACCUCACACUUGAACAGUCACAAUGAGGAAUUCCAGAAGCGUGCCAAACGUCAGGAGAGGAGGAAACAGCUUUUGAGCAAGCAGAAAUAUGCAGAUGGUGCUUUUGCAGAUUUCAAACAAGAGAGGCCUUUUGGUCACUUAGAAGAGGUGCCAAAGAUCAAGGAGAGGAAAGUUGUGGGAUACAAAUGUAAGUUCUGCGUGGAAGUGCACCCAACGCUCCGCGCCAUCUGCAAUCACCUCCGCAAGCACGUCCAGUACGGGAAUGUCCCUUCAGUGUCAGCUGCUGUGAAGGGGCUGCGUUCUCACGAAAGGAGCCAUUUGGCAUUGGCCAUGUUUACCCGGGAGGACAAGUACAGCUGCCAGUACUGUUCCUUUGUCUCUGCUUUCAGGCACAACCUGGAUCGCCAUAUGCAAACUCAUCACGGACACCAUAAACCGUUUCGCUGCAAACUCUGCUCCUUCAAAUCCUCCUAUAAUAGCCGACUGAAAACUCAUAUACUCAAAGCUCAUGCUGGUGAACAUGCUUACAGAUGUUCCUGGUGCUCAUUUUCCACCAUGACAAUCAGCCAGCUGAAAGAACACUCCCUUAAGAUCCACGGAAAAGCCCUGACCCUCCCAAGACCUCGUCUGGUCAGCCUUCUCUCCUCACACGCCCACCACUCCUCACAGAAAGCUGCCUCUACUGAAGAAGUAGAAGACUCCAAUGACUCUUCCUAUUCAGAACCUCCAGAUGUUCAGCAGCAGUUGAACCACUAUCAGUCAGCUGCCCUGGCGAGGAACAAUAACAGUGUCAGCCCUGUACCUCUUUCUGGGGCCACUGCCGGAGCUGAACAGAAAACUGAAGCCAUUCUUAACUGUGAAUUUUGUGAAUUCUCCUCUGGUUAUAUUCAGAGCAUUAGGCGUCAUUACCGUGACAAGCAUGGAGGGAAGAAGCUCUUCAAGUGCAAAGAUUGCUCCUUUUAUACAGGCUUUAAAUCUGCUUUUACUAUGCACGUGGAAGCUGGGCAUUCCGCAGUUCCCGAGGAGGGUCCCAAAGACCUGCGCUGUCCCCUCUGCCUUUACCACACCAAAUAUAAACGCAACAUGAUUGACCACAUCGUGCUGCAUCGAGAAGAGCGAGUUGUUCCCAUUGAAGUGUGCCGUUCCAAACUGUCAAAAUACUUGCAGGGAGUAGUUUUCCGCUGUGAUAAGUGUACCUUCACCUGCUCCAGCGAUGAGAGCUUGCAGCAGCACAUUGAGAAGCACAAUGAACUCAAACCUUACAAAUGCCAACUCUGCUACUAUGAGACCAAACACACGGAGGAGCUGGACGGCCACCUUCGCGAUGAACAUAAGGUAAGCCGUAACUUUGAGCUGGUUGGACGAGUUAACUUGGAUCAGUUGGAGCAAAUGAAGGAGAAAAUGGAGAUGACCAGCAGUGAUGAGGAAGAGGACAAGGAAGAAGAAAUGAACAGCAAAGAUCUUAUGAGGUUUUCUGAGGGCAGGGUUUGCUCUGAAAAGCGAUUUCCAUGCGAGUUCUGUGGACGGGCAUUUGCCCAGGGCUCCGAGUGGGAAAGGCAUGUGCUGAGACACGGCAUGUCUCUGAAUGACAACAAGCAAGUGAGCAGAGAGGAUGACCAUCCGAAGGAGACCUUGGAAGAAAAUACGAAGAUAACAUUAACAGAAGAAAGAGAGGGCGAUGAGGAGGUGGAGAUGGACUUUUCCCUGAAGGAUGAAACAGUAGCAGUCUGUGUGGUAGCUGCUGACAAAUCUCUCCUGGAGAAUGCAGAGGCCAAAAACGAAUAAGCAUUUGGUGUGAUUCUUAAUCAAACCCUACUUGAACAUCGAUGAAGGGGUGGGAGGGUGGGGUUGGGGUGGGAAGGGAGGGUGAAGGAGAAGACAGAAACAAAGCUGCUUUUUAGGACUGAACGAUCUAUUUUCAAAGCACUGGUACCUGUGUGAGUGAGUGUGUAUAUUAAAGUUAUUUAAAUGGUGGAAUAAGUGGCUCCAUUACAUCACUGAAUCCUUUCUUCCGGACCUCACUAUGGAAAGUACAUUCAUUUCAGAAUGUGGAAGCAACUCCCACAUUAUACAAUGUGAUUUGUGGUGGAGUCUUGGACGGUUAAUGGAAAGGGGAAGCUUCAUGAGAGUGGAAGAAGACGUCUCGUAGGGGGGACAACUUUUUGACGCACAACUUUUGGUGCGUUUUUCUAAUUUUAAUACAGUAAGCUUUUUCCAGACUUAACUGCAGCCGCUUUGAGGAAGAAAAAAAAAAAAAAACUGCUUUGCUUAAAACAGUCACCUGUUUCCUAGUACCUCAAAAUUAACCAAGGGAAUUCUCUGCAUUUGUCAGUACUACCUGUCAUUGUCGUGGUUAAAUGUAGAGAGAACUGCUGGACAAGAUGGUGAAUGGGGAAAAAAAAAGUUUUAAAGAAAGGAAAACAAAUUGUGCUUAAAAUCCCAGUGUGGGUUUUAUUUCUUAAAAUACUGUGAUUUUUUAAUUAUUUUAGUAAAAAACAAAACAAAAAAAGAAACAGACUUUAAUUACUAGAUAACUGUUUGUGAGUUGUCAUCCUUUAUUCCAGGUAAGCUGUUCGUUAGUGUUGAACCAUAAUUUAGGAUUUGAUAGAUCCGCGUGAGCUAAUUUCAAGGGGAUUGUGCCGGUUUGUUUGCCACAUGUUACUUUUCUACCAACCUGCGGUGUUACAGAUACAGCACAAUUCAGUUUUUUCAUGUAAAAUGUUUUGAAUUUUUCUGUUUGUUUUUUUUUUUUUUAAACUGGGGGGGAGCAAGGGAGAUUUAGUUCUUGUGAAUAGGAAUGUUUUGAUUUUCAACAUGGAAAUAACAAAGAAAUUAACUUUUUUUUUUUUUUUAAUUUAACUAAAGAACCAAACUUAGGGCACAGCUAUGCAGCUUGUGGGCCAGACAAGGAGGUCCUCGUCAUCAUUUCUUUUUGUUAUUGUUGUUGUUGCUUGUUGGAUUAACAUAUUAUCAGUCUCACACAAAUAGUUUCUGUUAAGAUUGGCUGGCUUUUCAUGUGUGGUCUUUUUUGUUCCUUUUUUUUUUCUUAAAGUUUGUUUUUGGUGGGCAAGAGGAUGUGUUUGAAUCGCAUCCCUAAGGCUAGAGAGGAUGAGAAAUAUGUCUGUCCUACCAGAAGCCUGGAGAACUGCUUGUUAAUGGAUCUAAAGAAGAGCUGCUAUGUUUCCCCCUUGUUAGUGGUCACAGGAGGGGAGCAGCUUUGGCUGAAUCUGAGUCUACACAUAUGGUAUGUUCUGAUUGUGAACAAAGGGUUUCGUUCCAAAAAAAGUAGAAAGAACUUUUUAUUGAAACCUAGUUUUUAGACGUGUGUGCACGGGCACACAUGCAUGUGCCCAUGUGCAUACUGGCGUGUGUGAGUGUGUGUGUGUAUGUGUGUGUGUGUGAGUGUGUAUGUCCUUUUGUUUUCCUGUUUGUUUUUUUACUUGGGAGGGUCUGGGGGAGGGGAGGGAGGGCAGAAAGGGAAGGGGAGUUGCUGAGAGGUGGUCCCACACAGCUUCAAAUAAAAUCCAUGGAAAGAUGUUGCAUUUGUGGAAUAGGUGCUUACUUGAAAAGCAUGGUUUUUAUUUUUAUUUUUUCCCUUUUCCUUUAUUGAUGUUAUAAGGUUUUUAUUUGCAGGGUGUUUAUUUUAUUUUGGGGGAGGGUUAAGGGAGGGAAAGCAUCUUGUGGAAACCAGAAAAGGGGGCGGGUGUGAACUAUCUAGACAAAUACUCAUUUUUGUGUCCAUAUUUGUUUUAAAUUGGCCUCAUUUCAAAUGUAUUUAAACAGUUCCAUACCUGGAUUGGGUGUUUGUAAUGGUUACCAAAAAAAAAAACAAAACAAAACAAAAACAAAAACAAAAAAAAAAAAGAAGAAAAAAGAAAAAAAAAAGAAAAUGAUUGUGACAUGCUUUUAUCACUACUUUAUUUUUCAAAUAACAUGUAAAUAUUGUAAUCCAUUGGAUUUUGUUUUGCUAACCUGUUAAUAAAAAAUAUGGGACCAUUAUCCUUUUAACAAGGCUAGAAUGUCAUUUCUUUCUUUAUUCAAAAUGUAUACCUGUUAUAUUGUGGCCACACAUUUUGGAUGCAUUAUUACAAUUCUGUUGACUGUAAUGACCUAGAAUUGACACCAUUUUUUUCAUUGUUUAAUUUAUACAGAGGACAUUUUUUUCCAGAGCUUGAGAGAAGGAAAUAAAUAGCAAAAUGAUGACCCCUUGGUUCUAGCCAGUCAGUAUUUCCUGACACUUAAUUAGUGAUAGGGAGAUCCUGAGUCUCUGAAGCAAAGGGUUAAAAAAAAAAUUUAAAAAGCAAGUAGGUUAUUCAAGUUGUUGGCAACGUACAUUUUGUAAUGAAAAGUGAAAAAUUAAUAAAGAAUUUUUUUCAA